Molecule: messenger RNA, 1113 nt
Organism: Penicillium chermesinum
Lineage: Eukaryota; Fungi; Ascomycota; Eurotiomycetes; Eurotiales; Aspergillaceae
Exons: 4
Coding region: 1-1113 (370 amino acids)
Source: RefSeq, a predicted model, not a curated record
AUGGGUUCAUCCAUCACUGGACCUAGUCUCGAAGGCGGGCUUUGGGCAGGGAUUGUCAUCGCCGCGGUGAUCGUCGUUCUACGGAUCUACGCAAAGUGCUUGAUCAAAAGAUUCCGCGCCGACGAUGUCCUGAUGCUCUUGUCCCUGUUGCUUGCGAUCGCGUCGAUGGUCUUGCUUACCCUCUCCGUCAAGCAUGGAUUCGGCGGAAAUUUGGCGCUGGUGCGUGCCCACGAUCGAAUGCUAGUCUUGAAAUACGUGUCUAUCCAAAUCGCAACAGUCACCUUUAGCACUACAUCUGCCCGCACAUCCUUCAUCUUAUAUAUUUUGGGAUUGUUGGGCACCAAGAAGACCUAUCUGUUUCUGCUAUGGGCCGUAUUAUUGAUCCAGUUGGGUGGCAAUAUCGCGUCUGCGAUUCUUCCACUGUCCAUCUGUCGUGAUGCGAGUAUUCUCUGGGAUCCGACAGUCAAAACAACCUGCGGGGAUGCAUCGGUCAUCGUGCCGUUUGCUUAUUUUUCGAACUCGUUCAACUCGGCUGCCGAUCUGUUCCUGGCGGUCUUCUCCGCGUGGGUUUUUUGGAGCCUGAAUUUGAAGACGAGUAUGAAGCUUACGCUUAUCGCUCUUCUAAGCUUGGGUCUCAUUGCGAUGGUCGCCUCAGUGAUCAAGACCACAAAGUUGAAAGAUGUUCCAAGUCCAACAAACCUCGGCACCGACGGUAGUCUACAACUCAUUGCUUGGGGAUAUGUGGAGCUCAUCAUCAUUAUGAGUACGUCUUCGAUCCCAUGUCUCCGUCCGCUCAUCGUCUCCUCCAUCCGGAAGAUUUCAUCGGGCGGCAUGUCGCGUUCGUACGAACUGAGUGGCGGCAGAAGCAACAAGUUCUCCAGUCACUCCAACCAAAACGGCGGGUUGUUCUCGAGCCACUCCAACCGAAACCACGGGUUCCGCAAGACACCCGAUCCUGAGAAUGACAGUAUUGAGCGGAUCCUGAACACAUCGAAUAAUAUAAGUGCAAAUGGAGAGCAUGAGCUCUCCGAAGUACCUUAUAACCGGGGACAGGUGAUCCACAAGCAGAUCGAUAUCCAUAUUACCUCCGCAGGCUCCGAAGAUGACCAUUGA